AUGGUCCUUGCUCAUAUCAAUGACAAAUGGAGAAGGUAUAAGACUACAAUAAAGCAAACUAAUUUUCUGCCAUACAAAUGUGUUAAUGAGAUGCUGAAAAAUUGUCCUAAGAGCAUACCUGAGAGUCAUUUUCGCAAGUUAAUUGCUUAUUGGAGAAUUGAGAAAGCUAAGAAAAUGUUUGCACAGAAUAAGAAAAAUAGGGCACAACAGAAAUUUAGGCAUCGAAAGGGACCAAUAAAUUUUGCAAGAAUACGUGCAAGAUUGGAAAAUAAUGAACCAUCUACUCAAGCAGAAAUGUUUGUUGAGACUCGCCAAAGCACAAAGGAAAAAUCAUUGGAUGAAGACACUCUGGAUGUUAUUGCACAUUUGCAAGAUGAGAAUAAAAAGUCUAAAAAAUCAGCAAUUAGAGCUUUCCAAUCCAUAUUUGGGAAAGAGAAGGCAGGGAGAGUGCGAUGUCACGGAAGAGUUACCAUACCAACUUUGUUGAAGAAAAAUGAAGAAAUUACCACCCUUAAGCAGCAAUAUGCAACUGAGAAAGCAACAUUAGAGAAUAAGGUUGAUGUGAUGCAAAAAGAAGUAGAUGAACUAAAAUCACUUGUUAAGAUGAUGCUGCAACAAAAAAGCUCUGGAGUGGACUUUGACAUGUUAGCUGCUCAAUUAGGAAGCACUUUAGGCAAUCCGAACAAUGAUGCGCAUGAAGAGGAAAACUAUGUUGAAGGGGAAAUCGAACUUGAUUAA
This is a messenger RNA of Arachis duranensis, 738 nucleotides long. RefSeq lists its product as uncharacterized. The record is from RefSeq and is a predicted model, not a curated record. NCBI's taxonomy places the organism in Eukaryota, Viridiplantae, Streptophyta, Magnoliopsida, Fabales, Fabaceae. The coding region runs from base 1 to 738 and encodes 245 amino acids. The transcript is spliced from 5 exons.